Molecule: messenger RNA, 2315 nt
Organism: Paramormyrops kingsleyae
Lineage: Eukaryota; Metazoa; Chordata; Actinopteri; Osteoglossiformes; Mormyridae
Biological process (GO): regulation of transcription by RNA polymerase II
Cellular component (GO): transcription regulator complex; PcG protein complex; chromatin
Molecular function (GO): DNA-binding transcription factor activity, RNA polymerase II-specific; RNA polymerase II cis-regulatory region sequence-specific DNA binding
Source: RefSeq, a predicted model, not a curated record
GCGUUACGUAAUCGACGUCACCGCGAGGCCGUGCGCGCUCCGAGCGCAAGCCGAGCGGUUCGUCACGGUUCUGCUAAGCGCGCUGAUAUGGUGAAGUGCUCCUGGAUGAAAUGUGAGUCUGAUUUACGACACCCGGAGCGAGUUCGUGGAGUCCGCUUCAUUCCACUCCCAAAGUCUCCCCAAGAGCUUCUGCUGCCCUGCAGCCGAGGAGGAGCGCAGCGUCGCGAUAGGGACUCCAGUGUGCUUGUUUGUUCGAAGAAGUUAAGUUUCUCACUGAAGCUCAGUCCAGGAAGCCGAAGACAAUGGCUGCUGUCACCAUCAAAGAGGAGCCCCUGGAAAUCGACGUGAAACAAGCAGCAAGACUCCACGUUGACGGAGAGACUCAAACGUGUUGUGGAAUUAAGCAGGAGGGCACUAGGCCCAUGGAGAGCAGCACACAGCAGUCUGAAGAGGAGACGAGUCUGAACUCUGCAUCUGAGAGUGAAGAUGAAGCAGCUGAAGAUGAUCUUGGGGAAAUGGCUGUGGUCACCAUCAAGGAGGAGAUGCUGGAGUCUGAAUCGGAAGAUUCUGAAUCAGAAGCCGACCACCAGCUCAGCUGCGAUUCGGACGACAGUUUCCAGUCGGAUGUGAUAACGGAGGCAGUGGAGACCAGCGAGACAGAGAGACACAGCAGCGUCGUUAAAAUGACUCUUGAUGGUGCCCAGCACGUUUACCAAGGAAACCGCUUGAAAAAGAUGCAGUUCAAGGGCCCUCAGUCUGAUAAGAUACUGUGCGGCAAGAAUGUUCACAAGCGGAAUGAACUAACAGAGAGACUGUACAUCUGCUCUGAUUGUGGGAAAGAUUUCUUUGGGGAGACGGAACUAAAAUCUCACCAAAAAAGUCACAGACUCGGGAGUACAAAGAGAGACACUGACCCAUUUGCCUUAAAAGCAGCUAGUAACUAUCAAGUAACAAGUCAAGAAGUAAAGCUGCCAUUCAGGUGCUCCCACUGUGACAAGGGCUUUGCCAGGAAGGGCCAGCUGAACCGGCACGAGUUCAUUCACUCCGGACAGAAACCAUUUAGCUGUUCCGAUUGUGGCAAGUGUUUUGGCAACAAAUGGCAACUCUCUGCACACCAGAAAAUUCAUACAGGCGAGAAGCCCUACAGUUGCACCUUUUGCGAAAAGUGUUUUAUAAGGAAGGGUGAGCUCACGGUACAUCUGAAACGACACACAGGAGACAAGCCCUUUAACUGUUCGUUCUGCGGAAAGGGCUUUACCACGAAGGGUGAGGUUAACAUCCACCAGCGCCGUCACGUAGGGGAGAAGACCAUAGGCUUGUCCCAUCCGUCGAGUCUUGCAGCAAAGGCCCAAUUUUCUUAGCAGUUUCCCAUCAGCCUUUGUGUUUACAGGAAGGAGAAAAACAUUUCGCUGCAGUGUUUCACUGAACGAUCAGCCCAUCAGGGACUGGCGUGUUAAAAUCUGGACAAGUACCCUUUGGUCUCAAGAUCAUCAGUGUUUUUUUUUUUUUUUUAUCUUCAGCCUGUUCAGCACCUGGUGGAAUAAUCACUCUGCACAUCAUGCAGUCGUCAGGAUCGAUACAUUUGUGUGACGUCAUAAAAUGCUCAUAUGACCUUCACUUCUGCUCCCAGAUCGCAGUGUGGAGCUGAUCAUGAGCCUGUGCACCAUUACUGCUGCCCUCUGUCCUCCUCCAUUGUAGUGCAUGUCUUGUGUAUAAUAUAGUGUGGUACCUGCAUACAAAAUGUAAGGGAAUAAAGCCUUUGAAUCAGCUUGUAAUUUUUGUUGUUACAAGUGUAAGUGGGAAAUGUCUGGGAAGCUGAGCCGUUAAAGUGGUAACAUGGAUAAUUACAUCUGUUGAUCAAAAUAACUUUCACUUUUAGUUAAUACACUAAAAUUGAUGAGCUAAUGCUAGUACUAGUUGACAGUGGUUUAACAUGUUGAGUUUGUUAGGCAUGGUCAUUGAGUAAGGUUCUUACUCAGGGUAAAAGCUUCAGGCCAGACUUGAAGGAUCUGUGCACAUUUGAACACAACUUGACGGAACAGGACAGUGGCUGGCCAGCUGGGUGUUUCCCUGUGUUCUGUUUGUACUUUAACAUGAAAUGAUACCGCAGACGGUAUUGGCUCUAAAUUUUAAUAGGUUUUGAGUAUUGAGAUGUGAGGUUAAAGGCAAACUACAUAUGAAUGCAUGCAGGUAGCAGGGAGUCACUUUGCAUGACUUCAGAUAUGUAUAAAAUUUAGGUUGUCUGGUCUAUACCAAUAGUAAACAUCUUGUUAUAUUUUACUUGGAGAAAGUCUAAUAAAUGGUUUUAAUAUAUA